Molecule: messenger RNA, 917 nt
Organism: Cicer arietinum (chickpea)
Lineage: Eukaryota; Viridiplantae; Streptophyta; Magnoliopsida; Fabales; Fabaceae
Product: thioredoxin M3, chloroplastic
Cellular component (GO): cytoplasm
Molecular function (GO): protein-disulfide reductase activity
Source: RefSeq, a predicted model, not a curated record
UAUUCAUAGGAGUUUUCUGCGGUCCCAUUGGCUUGUUGGAUUUGUCUUCUCUUCUCACUUCUCACUCCUCAGUCACAUUCUCUUUCUCUCUCACCAAUACCAUGGCUUCCUCUACUUCCCUUUCUUCUCACCUUCACACACCCAUAUUCUCUUCUUCUCCUUCCCCUUCCCCUUCCCCUUCCCCUUCUCGCCUUAAUCCUCUUCCCUCUUUUCCCUUCCAUUCUCGAAUCACCCACAAACCCCUUCACCUUCAAACCCCUCUUCUUUCCUCCAAGAUUCGCUCUUUGCGCCAAGAAACCACAGCCACACCAGUUACUAAAGACCUGUGGGAAAAUUCAAUUCUGAAAAGUGAAACUCCAGUCCUUGUUGAAUUCUACGCGAAUUGGUGUGGCCCAUGCAGGAUGGUACACCGAGUUAUUGAUGAGAUUGCAACAGAGUAUGCUGGAAGACUUAAGUGCUUUGUACUCAACACAGACACCGAUAUGCAAGUUGCUGAAGAUUACGAAAUUAAGGCUGUACCCGUGGUUUUGCUGUUUAAAAAUGGCCUGAAAUGUGAUGCUAUAGUUGGUACAAUGCCAAAGGAAUUUUAUGUUGCUGCAAUUGAGAGGAUGUUCAAGUCUUGAACAUGGAUAUGUCUUACUUAAACUUUUGCACUUACAGGUCAUGUUGAAUUUUGGUUAAUUUUUUCGGUUAUUUUGUUAGGCUGCUCUACAUUACUGAGUUCUUCCUGUACAUACUUGAUGUGCUUUUUCUCGCAAUAGGUUCAACCUGGAGAUUAUGUUUUAGUAAUGAAUGUUCUGCUUUCUAUCACUCUUCUUUUUUAAAAAGUAUUGUUCAGAUACAUGUUGAAUUUUUGUUUCUUUGGUACCUGAUUUGAACAGCAUCUGUUAUUCUGAAAGUACAAUUUGAUUACCAUA